Miscanthus lutarioriparius is the source of this 423-nucleotide messenger RNA. The record is from the annotation of a GenBank genome assembly. NCBI's taxonomy places the organism in Eukaryota, Viridiplantae, Streptophyta, Magnoliopsida, Poales, Poaceae.
AUGGCGUCGUCCAACAACGUCGUGGCCACCGAGGUGAGCAACGCGGUGACCAAGCUCAACGACCACCUCGCCAGCGCCCUCGCCGGCAGCGAGAACACCACCACCGGCACCGGCGGGGCCACCACCAUCAUCACGCUGGCGGGGGAGAACAGCGGCGCCACCAUGGAGGCUGCGGCUGGCGGCGACGUGGAGGACCUCGUCGUCGUCGGCAGCGCGGACGCGGAGGAGCACGACGAAGAAGAGGAGGGGGAGGAGAACGUGGUCAUCACCGCCUACGCCAACAGCAACUACCAGGCCGUCAACAACUCGGUGCUCGUCGCCGGCAGCUGCGCCGUCAACGACCCCGGCGUGCACGUCGUCGUGGUGGAGCACGUCGACGAGAUACGCGAUUACGACGAGGACAUCGACGUCCAGGAGUUCUAA